GCAUGAAGUUGCGAUCAUGAGUGAAAUAAUGUUUACUUGUUCUGUCAACAGGGCCAGUAAACAGAUGUAUGAUGUUUUACAGAAAACUCUCAGUUCCUUGAACACAAGCACACUUAUCAGCUUUGCGGUUGCUUAUGAGUGUACUCGGACAAUAGCGACGAUUUAUCCCCAACGAAAGCUGAAAAAAUAUUUAGCUAAAUGCGUUGGACUGUUUCUUGUUGCCAAUAGUAACGAUAUUAAAUAUUUAGGUAUUAAUGCUCUCACGUCUUUAAUCGACGUUGAUGCCAGUUUCGCAACAGAGCCUUCGUAUCAACGUAUUGUAAUCAACUGCUUGGAUGACUCGGAUGAGACUCUGAAACGCAAGAUUUUAGGCGAGUAUUCGUACGCUGCAUCUGAAAUAGAUCCUGAAUCAGUCAUCGAAAAACUCUGCAGUCUGUUGGACAGAAACUACACAGAUCCAUCAACCAAGAGAUGGAUUGUAACAUCGAUUGGUAAACUAAUAUCCCGUAUGAAUGGGCAAAUUCCAGGCAGUACACACAAGGCGCUACUCCAAUUAAGUAAUGACAAAGAUGUUGAUAUCAGACAGCGGUGUCACGAAAUCAGCGUUCUAGCGAAAGAUCAAAGAAUGAUGAAGACCGUUUUACCAGAAGAUGCGAGCUGUGAAGACCUUGAGGUUGAUUCAGGUUUGUCCUUUCUGGAUGAUUUCGUGACGAAGGCUUUGCAAAAUGGUGCUAGUCCGUACAAACCAGAAUCAGAACGAACCAAAGAACAACAUGAAGCAGAUAAAGAAUUAAAAACCGUCGAAUCAACUCUAAAAAUGACACCAUACGAACUGCCUAAACGUCCAAAAACAACUCCUUUACAACCAACACCCACAUCAUCACAAGAGUUGAUUCCACAAAAAAUUAAAGAAAAGGUCAAAAAUCCUAAACAAAAAGAAGAAACAACGGCGGUAUCGAGGCCACUUUCUGGAGUUAAAGGACCUUGGGGUCCUAAAGGUUACACAAAAUCACCCGGAUCAGGAUCGGUAGACUCCGGUAGCAGGUCAGGCUCAUCGUCAAAAAGUUCAGGUUCAGAGCGGCCAAACGUUGUCAAGACUGUUGCAGAGUCGACCCCAAGCCCCGUCGUUUUCGCUCACGAGGAGAAAAGUAAGCAAGUUGUCGACGACAUCUUCAAAGGGGUUGGCAACACCUCCUCAAAACAACAAAACCAAAGACGGAUUCGAGGGAACACUCGAACAACUCGUCCUUCCAAUCGAAUUCGAAAUUCCGACAAUUGGGAUUUGGCGAGUCCUGGUAGUGCCCCCACACCUCCUCCAAGAAAAUAUCUCCAAAACAACUCCAAAGGGGAUAAGGCGGAGAUUGAUUUACUGUUGGACUUGGGUCCCGGGGAUGCAAUGGACGAAACUUACCGGGAUGAGCAUACUGAUAACAAGGAACUGGUGACUAAUGAACAUCGGCUGCUGAAUUGUUCUGAGGAUCAUGACGCAAAUUUACGAGUUAUUCUUCAAAAAGUCUACAAACCGGAUGAACUGGUUUUGGUUUUGUUUUUAACCAAUCAAAGCCAGGGAAACUCACCAGUGACAAAUGUGGUAACCGUGCUUGAGACGUCUUCAAACCUUCGAGCGUCUUUCGAUUCGACGAACGAUAAUCGAUUCGUGGAUCAUAUUCUAGAGCCUUUGUCAUCGAUAACUCACUGCGUCGGGUUGAAAUACAAGUCACCAGCCUUGCACAUGACACUUGGUGGCAAGAUUACUUAUAAAGACUAUACCAAUACAGCAAAGACUCUAUUUAUAAGCACUACACUGCCCCUUAGAGAUCUUGUUCGUUCUCUUACCAUCGACACCGACUCUUUUGGGGCCCAAUGGAGUGAAACACCGUUCGAGAAACGCMAGAGUAUUAGUACUAAUAUUAGUAGCACUGACAAAUUUGUURAACUGAUGGAAGAAGGUCUUGGUUUGAAGAAAGUAGAUAUUAUCGAUUCAAAGAUUAUAGCUGCUGGAACUAUACUUCAAGAUCCUGUAUGUUUACUGCAUGGAACUGUGGGCCCUUCAGGGACUCUGGAUAUCCGGAUCAAAACGAACAGUCAAUUGCUAAGUGAGGCAUUUAUAAAACAAUGUACUACUAUUUUUAAGUAAUAUAUUCAACCGACUAUAUCGGCGGAUAUCAACGAUGGAUACGAAGAGAGUGUCUGUAAUAAAGAAAUGUUUUAAAUAUC
Messenger RNA from Exaiptasia diaphana, 2217 nucleotides. Its product is annotated as AP-4 complex subunit epsilon-1. Gene Ontology annotation, biological process: receptor-mediated endocytosis. Gene Ontology annotation, cellular component: AP-4 adaptor complex. The record is from RefSeq and is a predicted model, not a curated record. The transcript has 12 exons. Bases 17 to 2137 code for a protein of 706 amino acids. Lineage: Eukaryota; Metazoa; Cnidaria; Anthozoa; Actiniaria; Aiptasiidae. Gene Ontology annotation, molecular function: cargo adaptor activity.